Molecule: messenger RNA, 1058 nt
Organism: Sitodiplosis mosellana (orange wheat blossom midge)
Lineage: Eukaryota; Metazoa; Arthropoda; Insecta; Diptera; Cecidomyiidae
Exons: 4
Coding region: 316-858 (180 amino acids)
Source: RefSeq, a predicted model, not a curated record
GUGAACGAGACAGCCAUCGGUACACGUUGUAUGUUGAAACGACCUCGUUCCUUCUCUAUCUCGCACGCUUGGCAUUUCUAUCGCCAUUUUUAUUUCAUCAGUUUCAAUUUCUUAGUGUUGCAUGUCAUGCAUUUUUUGAACAUUAUGUUGGCAACACAAACACACAUAUAAUCGCAUCGGGUCACAUUCGCAUCAUGACAAACUUAUAGUUUGACAUUUCAUUUCAAACCAAUUUUAGGGCUGAAUAACGUAAUUUUUUUUGUUCUUUGCAAAUCUGGUAUUUUCGGCGUGUUUUUUUUUUUUGUACGGGUAAACAUGGAAAACGAACCGAAAAGUGUUCAACAAAUAAAAUCGAAAUUCAAUGAAAUUUGCACACCGUUCGUUAAUCAAAUGAGCGACAAAUUGGUGACCAGUUUGAAUGAUAUUAUAAAACCAACGAAUAAAACACUCAAACUAAAGCAAUUUGAAGACAAAUUUAAGGCGGAUAUGAUUAAGAAAUGGCACGAAGAAUUCGAUACACUGUGGGAAACAAAGCAGUUGGAACAACGGCUGACGAAAUUGAAUGAACUGAAGCAACAACACAAACCAAAGGGGCCCAAUGAAAAAGCAUGGCGUGCACAUGGGCACACGGCCGAACAACAGACCCAGCACAGUCGCAAUCGUCAGAUGUCGGUACAUUUACUAAAAAUGCGAGAACUUCUCAGUGAACAGUCGAACGAGUUGCAGAAAAUGAUCUUAGAAGUUGAGCAACGACGAAACUAUUUCAACGAUCUAUCGAAGCGACGUGGCAAAGUAAUAGAAGAAAUGGAUGCUAAACUAGUGGAACUGCAGCCAAAAUUAAUUGAAGCCGACGAGUAAUCACGGGCGAAACACAUCUGUGCGAAACACCAAAUUCGAAAUUCAUUCACAUCCUAAAUAUAAGGCUCAUAUUCUCACCCUAGGUAGAAAAAUAAUCAAAAUGAAAAUAAAAUAAAAAGAAUGAAAUGUGUUGAACAUAAUUUGUCGUAUGCAAAUUAAUAUUUGGUUUAUUUGAUAAUAAAUCGUUAUAAUCGGUUUUG